Molecule: messenger RNA, 398 nt
Organism: Dentiscutata erythropus
Lineage: Eukaryota; Fungi; Glomeromycota; Glomeromycetes; Diversisporales; Gigasporaceae
Source: the annotation of a GenBank genome assembly
UUGAAUUUAAUAAUAAUGAAACUUAUGAUCUUCUUAAAGCUUUUCCAUCUUUAUUACUUACUAAACAUUCUAGUAAACCAAAUCAUAUUCCCAUAUGUGCAUCAUAUAAAACUACUGCAAAGCAUUACUCUGCUCCAACAUUAGAUUCAAUCUCAGAAGAACUAAAUAAUGUUCCAAUAUAUCAUUGUUGUUGGCUUUCACCAAUCCAUUUAAGCUAUUCUUUAGGUUGUGCAGAAAGUUCAAAUCAAUUUACACAUUACUGCCACCUCACUAGUGAUUUUGGUUUAUCAAAAAAUAUUUGUGCUUUACAUUUAUAUUCUGGUACAUUGGGUGCAAUCCUAGAUCCUAAUGCCAAUAAUAAUUGGUUUCAUGAUUCUUUGCUAUAUGUAGCAAAUUAG